AUGAAUCCUCCAAUCUUUACAGGAUCCAUGCCUGUAGAGGAUCCUCAUGAGUUCGUGAAGGAGGUCCUGAAGAUUCUGGUGGCAAUGGGGGCCACGGAGAUCGAGAAAGUUGAGCUGGCUUCGUACCAGCUAAAGGAUGUUACACAAGCUUGCUGCAAGAUGUGGCAGGAUAGCAGAGUGUUGGGCGGAGGUCUUAUCACAUGGGAGUUGUUUAAGACGGUCUUUCUAGAGAGGUUCUUCCCUAGAGAGAUGAGAGAGGCUAUGGUUGAUGAGUUUAUCAACUUUAAGCAGGGCUCGAUGACUGUCAGGGAGUAUUCCCUAAAAUUCAUAAAAUUGUCCAUGUAUGGCACUUCCUUUUUGUCGAACAGCAGGGACGAGAUGAGUAGGUUCCUUAAAGGAAUCUCAGAGGACUUGGAGGAGGAGUGUCGGGAUGCGAUGCUACAUGAUAGCAUGGACUUGUCCACAUUGAUGGUUCAUGUCCAGCAGGUUGAAAACAACAGGAAGAAGAGGAGAGUCCGUCAGGUCAGGAGACGUAACCCUUCUAACCAGAAAGUUUCCAGCAGUGGUGGUGGCAGGAGCACUUUCUGA
Messenger RNA from Solanum pennellii, 588 nucleotides. RefSeq lists its product as uncharacterized. Bases 1 to 588 code for a protein of 195 amino acids. NCBI's taxonomy places the organism in Eukaryota, Viridiplantae, Streptophyta, Magnoliopsida, Solanales, Solanaceae. The record is from RefSeq and is a predicted model, not a curated record. The transcript has a single exon.